UCUCGGGCGUACAAGCUUGGCCUGACCCAGCAGGACCUGGACUUCACUUGUGCUCUGUUCUCGUCGGUACGCCCCUGUUGCAAAAUGCGAGACGCGCCACUCACGUUUGCAAGAGCCGCUCACGGGACCACACGGACACUCGCAGAAUACAUUGGAGAGCACUCCUCCGCCGACCGGAUUUAAUGCAGAAAAGUCGCAUCUGGAGACUCAAGUUGAACGUCGGGAGAUACUCGCGUGGGGUCCUUUUCGGAAAGGCAAAUCCGCACGGGAAUUGUCCAACCAACGCCAGCGCAUGAGUUGUGCAUGCAUGACUUUUCUUAAUUGCCAAGGCUGCCCUCAUAGUUGCGGUGAAUCCUAGCGGCGGGCCUCUCUUUCGAUCGCCCCCUCGAUGUGGGCCGGAGGACUCCCGGCCGCCGUGGCCGUGACCCUUCUGCUGGUCACCAUCGACGUGCAGGCCAGCGGUGAGUACUGCCACGGUUGGCACGACGCCCAGGCAGGGUGGAAGGAAGGCUUCCAGUGCCCAGAGAAGAUAGAUGGCGUGGACGCCAUUAUCUGCUGCGGAAAGUGCGAGCUGCGUUACUGCUGCUCCAGCACGGACGCGCGGCUGGACCAGGGCAGUUGCGACAACGACAGGCGGGCCCUGGAACCCGGGGCCGAGGGUAGAGAGACCAAGGACUCCGAUGCAGUUCCCAUCUACGUCCCGUUCCUCAUCGUGGGUUCGGUGUUCGUGGCCUUCGUCCUGGUGGGCUCGGUGGUGGCCAUGUGCUGCUGCCGCUGCCUGCGCCCCAAGCAGGAGCUGGCGUCGGCAGCGGGCGGCGGCACCGCUGCCGCCGGUGGCCGUCUCCUGGAGACCAUCCCCAUGAUGUCCAGCUCCGGCACCUCCAGGGGCUCGUCGUCGCGCCAGUCCAGCACCGCCACGUCGUCCAGUUCCUCCGCCGCCGCCGCCAACGCCCGUCCGGGGGCCCUGGCGGUCCGAGCGCAGGCCUCCUGCUGCCUGCCGCCCGACGCCAGCGUCUUUGUCAACAUGCCCACCAACUUCUCGGUUCUCAACUGCCAGCAGGCCACGCAGAUCAUGCCCCACCAGGGACAGUUCCUGCAUCCGCAGUACAUUGGCUACGCCCAUCCGGUGUCCCCCGCUUUUAUGGACCCCAACCAAGGCGGCUACAGACCCCUCCAGUCCCCUUGCCCUCCCCCUCAAGCCGGAGUGUCCUGUGAGCAGAAAUACCCCCCUGUGACGGUGUGAGCACCCGUCAAGCUCCACCUGAGCGGCUUCCGUCCGGUGCGUUCAGAGGACUCCCGGUGUUCGGUGUGGCCAGUGAGCCGAGCUCAGCUUUCAAAUGCGGGCUCCGGAAUACUUGCAAGUAUGAAAGAUUUGUGUGUUUGUAGCAGCGAUGACUGGGGUGAUUUAUGCCGGCGCCGCCGCCGCGCGUUAGAAAGGUGCGUGCGUGAUGACAAGCGCAGACUCUCUCCCCGCGGACUAUUUAAAAGCUAAUGAAGUGAGCUAGGCGCACGGACCGUGACGCUCCAGAAUGUUUUUCCCGACGCCGCCCCGGCGUGAGAAAUCGUCUUUGGGUGACGUCGGCGCUUUGAAGACGAUACCCCCCGCACGCAACCCCCCCCCCCCCUCCUCGAGGUGUGUUACUGGAUUUAACACUAGCACAGUUGAGUGCGUGUGGCGAGAAAGCAAGCAGUCGCCCGUUGCCUUGGAAUGUGCACUCAGCUUGUGCUGUUGGUGCCAAUUUUCAUAUCAACAUGGAACGAAAUAAAAAGAAAAAGUGUCAUUUUCAA
Molecule: messenger RNA, 1788 nt
Organism: Syngnathus typhle (broad-nosed pipefish)
Lineage: Eukaryota; Metazoa; Chordata; Actinopteri; Syngnathiformes; Syngnathidae
Product: protein shisa-2
Exons: 2
Coding region: 389-1243 (284 amino acids)
Source: RefSeq, a predicted model, not a curated record